Molecule: messenger RNA, 1029 nt
Organism: Drosophila takahashii
Lineage: Eukaryota; Metazoa; Arthropoda; Insecta; Diptera; Drosophilidae
Source: RefSeq, a predicted model, not a curated record
CCCGCAGACAUGUCAUCAAACAGAAUCCGGCUGCAACUGCUGCUGCUGGCGGCCACACUAAUCCCCCUGCUGCAGGCCGGGAUAGUUAGGGAUCCUCCGUACUUGGAUUCGGAUUCGGAUUCGGAUUCGAAUACGGACACCACCACCGCCCCCCUGGACCCGCAGGAGCAGCUGGAAUCGGAAUCGGAAUCGGAAUCGGAGACGGCAGCUCCUGAGUCCUCCGCUCAAGUGGAUGGCCGACGCAUCGACUGCAAAUUGACUUUCGAUGCGGCGACAAUGGACUCGUUAGGCUGCCACAAUGAGGGGGCGCGGCAGAGGUCGGGUAAUAAGCCCGAGGAGGUGGCGGAAAAUCCGGAAUGGCAGCGCCACUUGAAGUCCCCGGACAGCCAGCCCAUCUAUGAAUUACAAUUGGUUGUUUGGCCCAGUGACAUCGAGGAUGGUGAUGACUUUAGUCCGCCGCUGGCCACCACAACUAGCACCACUAGCACCACCCCGAGGACCACUAGCACCACUAGCACCACCCUGAAACCCACCCAAAUUGGGACACCUAUUGAGCAAAUAUGGCCAUUGUACGAGGAUCAAUUGGUCGUAUUUCCGCAAAUGGACUUUGAAGAGGAGAAUCUUGAUUAUUUCUUCGACGAAGUGCCACCGUCCACUUCACCGCCCACCACUGGGCGACCGGUGACCACCAGCCCCCAUCCGACGGGCACGCCCACUCCCACGCCCAUUUAUGUGGUGCAAAACUAUCAUCUCAUACACACCAACGGCACCGAGGAAUACAAAUUGGUGAUGAGCAAUGGGUUGGUGAACUACAAGAAGCUUUACACCAAGAAGGUGGGUGACCAGGUGGUCAACGUGCAGGAGGGCUACAACUCAGUGCCCAUUCCAGGGCCCAAGAACCAAAUCCAGACGCAGUACUUCAUUGCCGACGAGCGGGGCUACAAUGUCUAUAGAAUCGAGCUGCACACCCAUCAGCCAGGGUUGCCCAAACAAUUGCAUUACAAAGCCACAAAAGCGACCAAUAUGUGA